Molecule: messenger RNA, 4098 nt
Organism: Cladocopium goreaui
Lineage: Eukaryota; Dinophyceae; Suessiales; Symbiodiniaceae
Source: the annotation of a GenBank genome assembly
AUGUCACCACAGUGCAUGCAUGUGUACUCCGCAGCCCUGUUCGAAGUGGCACAAAACGGUGAGUCCGCUUUUCGCAUGGUAGCGGAGCUGGAGAAGAAGACUGGUAGCUGCGUGUGGAGCAGCACCUGGACCUCUCCGACGAGAGGACAAAUCCCCGGCAAGACGGGGAAGGGAAAAGCAAAGGGCCAAGGAAAAGCCCAAGAGAGAACCAGGUCCGCCCGAGCCAUAGAGCGGCGGAUACUACGUGGGGCAGCAAGGCGUGCAGAAGGCUUGCUGAACACCACUGUGGAAGCAGCCAGCGGUACGACCAACAGGCCGGACCACAACGAGCUGGACUACGUGGAAGGCUUGAGACUUCAGGCCGUUCCAGAACAAGAAGUACCAGAGUUUCUGGACGUGAACAGGACUGUGGUUGGUGGUCUGCCAACACACAGCAAAGCAGGAGGAGCGACCAAGCGCGUGUGGGGCAAGUUCGAGAAGGACUACCCGAGCCUCGCCAAGGUCGUACAGUCUACACCGGGUGGAAAGGCGAGAAAGUCCUUCGCCCAGGAAGAAGGAGGUCGACGAGUAGCACAAGGACUCGUUGAAGAAGUAGGAGAGGAAGAAGAAACACACGCGGCAACCAGCGUGUGGUACUCUGUGGACGAGUUCGGGAACUUCAAGGAGGAGGUCGACGACUCGCCCGAAGAAGAGGAAAGGCCGAAGACCGAGCAAGCGUCUUCAGCGGCAAGCAGCAGCUCAGUGGGUGUCUCCGAAGUCGCCCGAGCUGUUCAGGACCUAGAGCUGAGGAGUCAGAAAGCCUCAGAAGAAAGAAACCAAGAAGGUCGAGAAGAAGGACGGGACUACCAGCGUGAGGAGUUGGAGGACCGUGAAGAGCGGGACUACCAGCGUGAGGAGUUGGAGGACCGUGAAAGCAACUGGAGCGAGACAGCUUCCAGUAGCUCUACAAGCUGGUCGAGGAGUACCUGGAGUAGCAACUGGGGAAGCGACCAGUCGAGGGAACAGACGGACAAAUUGACCCGGACUGAAACGGAGCUAGCGCAAAGGACACAGGAUCCCUUGGAUGAUGCUAUGCAAACCCCUGAAGAGGAUUUGUUGGCCAAGGCGAUGUAUACGGAGUUUGAACGAACCUCCAAGAGUGUUUUCUCAGAAGAGGAAAAGGUCUCGAUCUUAGCGCAUGUAGCACCUCCAGAGCUUCAGCAAAGCAUCUUUAUGCACAGCGACGCGUUGGGCACUUACGCGAAGAUUCGAGACUACAUCGAGCAGUACCUCAUCAACAAGAACGUUUGGAAGAGACCGCAAGGAUCCCAGUUUGGAAUCACUAAGGCGGCAAACAAGGUUGAUGACGGAGGACUGAUGGACAUGACUGUAACUGACUCAGCGGAGAGUUUGCUGUCAGUUUUCAACAUGGUAGAAAAAGGAGUCAGGUUUGAAGAAGAAAAGGAACCUGAUACCUGGAGAAUGGAGACCAAUGAGGAAGGAGAAUUCGUGGUUCGUGUGCACAACACAGCACGAUUCCAACUAUUCAGCCCAGAGCGAAUGGCUGAUCUUCCUGUUCCAAUCAACCGACUACUACCUGGUCGACUUACCAAGAUCUAUUUCUCCGAAGAUGGAUCGCAUGUGGAAGACCAGAGUUUGUGGACAAGAAAACAGACAUCUGCCAAGAACAUGGGCAGAGAAUGGCUGGGAGAAUCGUGGUUUAGAUUGAAACCAGAGACUGAAAUUCCUGAAAAGAAGGAUGCAGAGAUUGAAGAAGCAAAGAAAGUUGAAGGAGUACGUGACCCAGACCAAGACAUGGAUGAAUUCUUUUUGGAUUGGGUGUACGUAGAAGAUCGAGUACAACCAGAUCCAAUUGAUCAAGACCAAGCCGAACGUGAAGUGUUUCGAGAGCAAAGACAGCUUGACGAAGAAGAAGAAGUGAAAGAACAAGCACAGGAGGUAGAUGUACCAAAGGCACCGAGUGCACAACAGCGUGAGGAGCACAGACUUCAUCAUGCAAAUUUCGAACCUUGGUGUGAAACUUGCAUCAAAGGACAAGGACGAGAUGCACACCACAGAAGAAGUAAGGAAGACAAGAAAGAACACAUCAUCUACUCCGACUACAUGUUCUUCAGUGUGGAUGGUGAGAUGGUGAAUAGAAGUGAAGGAAAGAAGCAGAAAGGACUGAUCACAGUGCUGACGGCAAUUUGCAAGGACAGUCAGUAUCCCUUCGCCAUGGUGGUCCCAUCAAAAGGAGGAGAGUACUACUCAAGGGAUGCGUUGGCAGCUUGGAUCAGAGAUCUGGGAUGGAACAAAGUGACAAUACAAAUAGAUCAGGAAAAUUCCAUGAACAAGUUGUUUGACAGAGUGAGGGAUCUCAUGCCGGAAAGAGUAGAGAUUCGGAAAUCACCACGGUAUAGCUCACAGUCUCUUGCAGAUGGAGAAAUGGUGAAUGGACUGAUAGCUGGAAAGAUUCGCACAUGGCUGUGUGAGUUGUCUGAAAGCUAUGCAACGAAAAUUGGAACCGAGCACUACGUGUUCCCAUGGAUCGUGCGUCACAGCGCAUGGACUUUGGCAAGGUUUCAUGUCAACAAGAGCAAGACCACAGCGUUUCGUGUGAUAAAGGGCAGAGACUACGUGGGUGAGUUGAUACCAUUUGGAGAGACAGUGAUGGGAAAAUUUCCAAAGGUGAAAGACAAAUCUGCACCUCGAUGGACAAAAGGAAUCUAUGCAGGAAAGAAAGAAAAUUCAGAUGAGCACAUGAUGUUGACAAGUGCCGGAGCUAUUAGUUUCAGAACAGUCCGAAGAUUGCCAGUUGGAUCACAGUUCCAAGAUGCUGUGAUGGAAGUUGCGAGAGGAGUCCCAUGGAAUACAGUGUUGGGAAUCGAGAAAGCAAAGCCGGAGGCAAUCUCAUCGGAGGUGAAAGCAAUUGUGGCACCAGAAAUCGAAGGAGGGAAAGCACAGAAGAGCACAAAGAAGGAAGACAAAGCACCAGAGAUGCAGGUGGACGAUGAAGGAGAGAGGAUCGAGAUUGAAGAAAAGGAUUCCAAGAAGCCACGACUGGCAGAGGGUACAACCUCUAGUGCCGUACCGGGCGACACCGGAAUGAAUCCAGGACAACCUGAACUGUACCGCAUAGACACACCAACAGAUGACAACAUGAGUGCAGCGGGCACAGCAUCUCAGGACAUGGUUUCUGGAGUCAGUAACGGUGAAGUUCCAGAUGCGGAAGAAAUGAGGAAGAAAUACCAUAUGCCAGUAAACAAGGACCAUGUAUGGUUUCAGAAGUGGCUAGAUGAGAGAAAGGAGUACUUCCAGAGUGAAAUGGUGGCAAACAUCAUGGACUACCUGGACCAAAUUGGAGCAGCAGAAGAAGAACAAAAGAAAGCUCGAAAGACGGAGAUCAAGAAGCUGAACGAGGACUUUGGAGCAUUUACACCGAGAGACGGUGACAAGACAGGACAACCUGUGAUGAUGAAACCACCUAAGGAAUGGCUGGAAGACUACGACGAUUGGUAUUUGUUGCAGCCCAAGGAAGUUCAAGAAGAACUCAAGGACGACAGACCAGACAUAAAGUUCAGUACCAAGGAAUUGGCAAAACGCAUUCGGGAACCAAGGGAAUGCGACAUGGCCAACCUGAAGGUCCUGGGAAGGUAUCUUCGAGGAACCACGAACUAUGGGCAUGUGACAAAGUUGACAGAGGGGAUCGACAUCCGAGAAGGAAUCCCGAUGCACUGCUACUGUGACAGUGAACUGGUACGAAACGGAUGCGAGUUGAUAGGACUCGUGGACCUGACUGAGGAGCAUUUCGACGAUCGCCUCUGGAACAAUGCCGCGUCGCAAGAGGAGUUGCACAGCGCGCUGGCACCUCGAAGGAGUUCCACUUUGAGACCCAUCAGUUCGACCGCCGACUUGGCGCAUCAGAUGCAGGUGUUGGACAUCGACGACGACGCUGAGUUCUUGACGCAGCCGGUGAGCGAAAGCCGGGCGCAGGAGAUCAUGAAGGCAGUAGCUGAAUCCUUGCCAUACCUCAGUGAUCAUAUGGACGCCUCGGAGCUGCAACGAGACAUCUCCCAGGCUCUGCGCGACGCGAGUUUGGUGACUUUGAUGGCGUGCUAA